CGGGACUAUAUAAAUCGGUCGGCCGACCACCGUCAGGCAUCAAUCACCAAACGUUUGAUCUGCAGCAACAAGCUCAAGCUCAACACCAAGCAAAAAAAAAAACAACAAAAAAACAAAAACCAACAAAAAAAUCGUCAACAUGGCAUUCACUGUGAGUAAACUUUUCAAUUUAUAAUAUUAUUAUUAUUUAUACCCAGUCGAGUACUCGAACAUUUCCUUUCUUUUCGUACUCCCAAACAACUCUAUUCGAGUACUGGAUCGCUUUGUUUAAAAAAAAAAAGAAAAAGAAAUAAAAAUUCUGUUAAAUAAAAUAUCUUUGAACUAGUGGCGUAGUUACGUGGACUACUGGGACAGUUUGCCCCGGAGUUUUUUUAUUUCUAUUUCAAAAAGUCGGUAAAUGCGUUCAAGUUCCUGUCGGCCUAUACAAUUGUAAUAUUUCAAAAUGUAAUUUAAAUUUCGUUGUUAACUAUUGUCAUUCGCAAGUGACGCAAUACAUUCGAUAAUCUCCCAAAUUCCUUUUUUUUUUUUGUUAACGUCUCAAGUCUAUAAUACAAACCGUCUUUACAUAUUCGACAUAAAAAUAAUCGUGUUUUUUUUUGUACCUAAAUGCUUUACAGUUUUUAUCGCUAACGGAGCGAAAUCAUUGUAAUUUUAAAAUCGAUAUCCUUCACGUCUCCGGAACCCGUUCCCCUAUUACGUUGCCACUCUGAACCCGAAUACUCCAACGAUUCUCGUACGAUUCGAAAUACUUGACAAUAUUCAAGGCAUUUGAACCGGACUCGGUUUCGAAAAUAAAAAUCAAUUCUCACCCAGUUAUUAUUUAAAGUCUCCCGACGAUGACGCGUAUUUUUUCCCUCGGUUUUCGGUUACAAUGACGACGGUCAGGUCGACUUUUUGGCGAACGCGACAAGCAACCGGAACACCGCCCUUCCAUAUCCGCACCGAUAACCGCGACCCGGGUACCGGUUUCCCGGAUGAACCCGACUCCCCGGGUUAUUGGUCCAACACGUUGGACAAUAACGUUGGACGUUAUUUUUAUUUCUUCCGUUAACGUUUAACGCGAGCAUAACAUUUUUUAUUGUUCGUGGCCUGAUUCGAUUCGAAUUUAAGAGUUCGUGCAAAAUAAUAUUAAACUGUCCGCGACAUUUUUACCACGAGACGCGUUUGAUUUUCGUUGAAAUCGUUCGCUUGUUUUACAUAAAACAACCGUAAAAUCGAACGCGUAGGUUCGAAAAAUGAAAUAAAUUUUACAUUAUAUUACAUUUAUAUUAUUAAACCGUAUGCGAAAUAGAGAAAAAAAAAUAUGCAAAUCUGUUUAAUUUUUUGUAACUUUUAAAUAUAAUUUUUUUUUUCUUUUUUCUUUCGUAACACGUUUUUUGGCGACCUACACUUGACGUCGUAACACUCGACCGACGCUCAUAACAUACGUAUUUCUGCACGUAUACGGUUUCCCACGUUAAUAUUCUCGAACGCUUCCAUUUUUUGUCAUUAUCGUUUUUGACCCGAAUAGAUUUUCAUAAUAUCGCGUCGAAACUCAAAUGAAACGUUUCGUGUUUGUCGGCCAAUUCGACGUGUUAAUAACGUUUACAUACGAUACGCGUUUGUCCGCACUGUGUAAUUUUUACGGGAAAAACGAUCGAAACAUACAAUUGAAAAUUCAUAUUUUUGUUUAGCAAUUUUUUCUAACCUAUUUUUGUAUUUUUUUUUUCAGUUCGCAUUCAUCGCCAUCUCCGUCCUGGCCACCGCCUACGGAUCCCCUAUUGCAGCCCCGAUCUACUCUUCCGCCCCGGCCUACUCUGCGCCCGCCGCUCCGGCCUACUCCGCCCCGGCCUACUCCGCUCCGGCCUACUCCGCACCGUCAUACUCCACCCCCGCCCCAGCUUACUCUGCACCCGCAUACUCUGCACCGUCGUACUCUGCACCGUCGUACUCCGCACCCAAACCCGCCUACAAACCAGCGGCCUACGAAUCGUACGAUGCCCCGGCCCCGUACAGCUUCGAAUACAGCGUGAACGACCCACACACCUACGACGUCAAGAGCCAAUCUGAAUACGCCGACGGUAACGGUUACGUCAAGGGCUCCUACAGCCUGGUCGAACCCGACGGUUCCACCCGUACCGUUGAAUACACCGCCGACGACUACAACGGUUUCAACGCCGUCGUCUCCAAGAAGGAAGGCAGCGGAUACGCCGCCCCGUCUUACUCCGCCCCGGCCUACAAGGCCCCGUCUUACUCCGCUCCGUCUUACUCCGCCCCAGCCUACAAGGCCCCGUCUUACUCCGCACCAGCUUACAAGGCCCCGUCUUACUCCGCUCCGGCUUACUCCGCCCCGUCUUACUCCGCCCCGGCCUACAAGGCCCCGUCUUACUCCGCACCAGCCUACAAGGCCCCGUCUUACUCCGCUCCGGCCUACGCCGCCCCGGCUUACUCCACCCCAGCUUACUAAUAAGCACAACAACAAAAUCUUCCGACUAAUCGAAACCGAGAAGUCGACAUCUUAAUUUAUUGUUAUUUAUUUAUUUAAAAUGUAAAUAUAAUAAACAAUUUUCAUUUUUGCAAAUCAAAAACAUUAA
Messenger RNA from Cinara cedri, 2573 nucleotides. The record is from the annotation of a GenBank genome assembly. Lineage: Eukaryota; Metazoa; Arthropoda; Insecta; Hemiptera; Aphididae.